Messenger RNA from Malania oleifera, 2007 nucleotides. RefSeq names its product mitochondrial phosphate carrier protein 3, mitochondrial-like. Bases 212 to 1324 code for a protein of 370 amino acids. The transcript has 6 exons. The record is from RefSeq and is a predicted model, not a curated record. Gene Ontology annotation, biological process: mitochondrial phosphate ion transmembrane transport. Gene Ontology annotation, molecular function: phosphate transmembrane transporter activity. Lineage: Eukaryota; Viridiplantae; Streptophyta; Magnoliopsida; Santalales; Ximeniaceae. Gene Ontology annotation, cellular component: mitochondrial inner membrane.
GAGUCAACAAUUCUCCUUGGUCCUGGAAGGCUGUCUGAAACGUGAGGGGAGAAGGUUCCUCCUAGAGAGCCGUGCCGACCGCCGUGAGCAAUAAUUAUUUAACUUACUAAUUACGUCCUUGCUUAGGUAUAGCUUGUUCCAAGUAUUUCUCAUUAAAAGCCCAUAAUAUACCUCUGUUCCAAAAUUGAAAGCACUAGCAUCAUCACCUCUCAUGGCGCUCUCCGAUACCUCUCGCCAAUCUCUCAUCCCCAGCUUCCUCUAUUCUUCCUCUUUCUCCAAGAAGUCCUUCGAUUUGGACCAUCUCGCUAACACCAGAAACCGUAGCCUGCCUUCCUCGCCAAAUGGAGCAGCUCCGACGAAGAGCUUCGUGGUUCCGGCUCCCAGCGAGCCCGCGAAGAUCGAGAUGUACUCCCCGGCUUUCUACGCCGCCUGCACCGUCGGAGGAAUCUUGAGCUGCGGUCUAACUCACACGGCCCUCACGCCUCUUGACCUCGUCAAAUGUAACAUGCAGAUUGACCCUACAAAAUACAAGAGCACUUCUUCUGGAUUUGGGGUUUUGCUGAAAGAGCAGGGACUUAGAGGCUUCUUUAGGGGUUGGGUGCCGACCCUUCUCGGUUACAGUGCUCAAGGUGCAUGCAAAUAUGGAUUCUAUGAAUUCUUCAAGAAGUACUACUCCGACAUUGCUGGGCCUGAGUAUGCAGCCAAAUACAAAACCUUGAUCUACCUCGCUGGAUCUGCAUCUGCUGAAGUAAUUGCUGAUAUUGCCCUUUGCCCCAUGGAGGCAGUGAAGGUUCGUGUCCAAACCCAGCCUGGUUUUGCCAGAGGUUUAUCAGAUGGGUUUCCCAAGUUUGUCAAGUCGGAAGGUGCUCUUGGGUUGUACAAGGGGCUUGUUCCUCUAUGGGGACGUCAGAUUCCAUACACAAUGAUGAAGUUUGCAUCUUUUGAGACAAUUGUCGAGAUGAUGUACAAGUACGCUAUCCCAACACCAAAAGACCAGUGCAGCAAACCCCUGCAGCUCGGAGUGAGCUUUGCUGGUGGAUACAUUGCUGGUGUAUUCUGUGCUAUUGUAUCACACCCUGCAGAUAACCUUGUCUCUUUCCUUAACAAUGCCAAAGGGGCAACCGUGGGUGAUGCCGUGAAGAAGAUGGGAUUGUUGGGUCUUCUUACCCGCGGGCUUCCUCUUCGUAUUGUUAUGAUUGGAACCCUUACUGCUGCUCAGUGGGUUAUCUAUGAUGCUUUUAAAGUUUCUGUUGGCCUGCCGACUACUGGUGGUGUUACUCCACCUCCUGCUGCUGCUGCUGCUGCUGCUGCUGAGCUUGCAUAGAUGUGAACUUAUGGCCAGUAAUUGACAGAGUCAAAUACUUAUAUUUUUGUGAUUACAUUGAGAAAGGAAAUCUUUUUCAAUGGGUAUUUUAGGUUUGGCGAUGCCUUUUGUAAUUGGCAUCUGUUGCUCGGGUGUAUUCUAUUCUUAGACAGCAACUGGUUCUCUUACAUUUGCAGCUGUUUUACAAAGGCAUUAGGGUCUGAUGCUUUUCAUCUCUUUUACGCAAGAUGGGUCUUUUACGCAAGAUGGGUGUGUUGAAUCUUUAUUCACCAUCUCCUUCUUGAGGGGACGUAUUAUUAGAUGCUGCAUUAAAACAGCAGCAGCAGAUUCUCCAUCAGAUGCUGCAAUACUGAGCAGCAGCAGAUCAUCUCACACGCAGCAGCAGCAGCAAUUCUUCUCACGCAGCCCACAGCUCUAAUUUAAUUAUUGUUUUCAGCAGUAGCAGCAGUUUGUUGUGUUAGCUGUUGCCAGCUGCAGAGUAGCAUUCCAGUUACUUCAGUUAGUUGGUGUUAGCUGUUAGUAGUAACAGAGCUAGCAGCAGCAAUUAGCUCUUAGUUCAAGCUUAGUUAUUGAGUUAUUAUUUUUUAUUCUUCGGUUGUUAAUUCAGUUGUUGAAUUAUUGGAUAUAUACUCUGUUGUAAGCUACUCUUCAAGCAAUAAAUGAAGUUGAAAUACUUUCAUAAA